CAAAGGUCUACGUCACUUGGCAAAUAAGAAACAGCCGGCAUGCCGUGCUAUAACUUUAAGAGUAUAACGGUUGUUCCGUCAUCAAAGGACUUUAUUGAUAUUGUUUUAUCAAAAACACAAAGGAAAACACCUACAGUUAUCCAUCCUCAGUAUGCUAUCGGACGUAUCAGGCAUUUUUAUAUGCGUAAAGUCAAGACAUGUCAGCAAUUUUUCCAUGACAAGCUUCAGACAAUCAUUACAGAAUUCCCUAAAGUUGAGAAUAUUCACCCAUUUUAUGCGGAUCUUAUCAACGUGUUAUACUCUAAGGACCAUUAUAAACUAGCAUUAAGUCAGCUGAAUACAGCUAAGAACUUGAUUGAUGGCAUUUCUCGAGAUCAGGUUAAAAUAUUAAAGUAUGCAGAGUCUUUAUAUCAAUGUAAAACACUGAAGAGAGCUGCACUCGGAAGGCAAGUUCAUCAUGCAAUAUUUAAUUUUUAGUUAGGAUGUGUACAGUGAUUAAAAGACAGGCAGACAACUUGAAGUUUUUAGAAGAUACAAGACAGCAUAUGUCAAGAUUGCCAUCCAUUGAUCCGGAUACACGCACACUUAUUCUGUGUGGUUUCCCGAAUGUUGGAAAGUCUAGCUUCAUUAACAAGAUAACUCGAGCUGAUGUAGAUGUUCAACCAUUUCCAUUCACUACUAAAUCUCUUUUCGUUGGACAUACAGAUUAUAAAAAUCUGCGUUGGCAAGUUAUUGAUACACCUGGUGUAUUGAAUAGACCACUUGAUGAACACAACACCAUUGAAAUGCUGUCGAUUACAGCUCUUGCACAUUUACAAGCUGCUGUCAUCUAUAUCAUGGAUUUAUCUGAACAAUGUGGAUAUACUAUCCAACAACAAUUGGCAUUAUUUCAAAAUUUGAGACCACUAUUCAGAAAUAAACCGCUUGUUAUAGCCGCUAAUAAGAUUGAUAUUCGACCUUUUGAUGCGUUAUCUGAGGAGGAUAAACGUGCUAUUCAAAGUAUUGUCUAUCGACCAGUUGACAAUGGACAAGACAGUACAACAAUAACAACAAGAGAUCCAGAACGACCUUACUUUGUUGAAAUGUCUACUGUUACAGAAGUUGGUCUGGUAGCUGUUCGUUCAGUUGCAUGUGAUGAUUUGCUUGCACAACGUGUUCAAGCUAAAAUUCGUGCAGCCACUCUUCCAGGCAGUAAUGUGGAUAUCUCUAGUCGGUUGUAUAUUGCUAAACCGAAAUCAGAUGGGGAUAUGACUGAAGUCACCAGUCGUCCUGCUAUCAUUCCUGACGGUGUCUUAGCUAAACAACGAACGCGUAUAUUGAAACGUCUCCAUGCCUCAGCUGCACUACGACCCGACCUGAUACCAACAGAAGAAGAGACUGACCCAUCGAAACGUCGUAAAACAAUGCGUGAUCGUGAGUUGGAAGCUGAUCCAGAUGAAGGCUUCAUUUUGAAUCUCAGGGAACACUGGAAGAUAGCUAAUCCUGACGAGGCGAAUGAUGUGAUUCCUGAGAUCUACAAUGGACACAAUCUUAUCGAUUUAUUCGAUCCUGAGAUUGAAGAGAAGUUGAAUGCUUUGGAGGAGCAAGAGGCUGCAUUCGAAGCGGCUGGAUUAUACGAUGAAUCAGAAUGGCGUAAAGAUGAAAAUGAUCCAGAAAUGAAGAAGAUCAGAGUCACUGCAGCAAAGAUAAGAGAAGCACGAGCUUUGCGUGUUCUGGAGUCUCGUGCUCGUAAACAAGUCCGACGACCACAAGUACCGCGUAGUGCACGUUCAGUUAGUGUGAAUAAAAUUCACAAAGAUCUUGGUGAACUUGGUCUUGAAGUGGAUAUGGAAGAAGAGGGUGAACGUGGUCGAUCAAGAAAGAAGGCAGCUAGAAUCCGUAAUGCUACACCAAAUAAACAUCGUGAAGCAUCGAUUGCACGUGCUUCUGUGGCAAGAUCAACAUCUGGUUUACGCGAUGCAAAAAUGCAUGAAACUGUUAAACGUAUGUCCAAGUUAGCUCAACGUAAGACAGUGACUUUGGCACGCAAAGGUGAAGGUGAUCGUCAUAUACCAACCUUAAAACCGAAACAUUUAUUCUCUGGGAAACGAGGCAGUGGAAAACUGGAUCGUCGUUAGUAUCUAACGCCAAGGCUUUCGGGUACUUUUUUUCUCUCUUACUGAUCAAUCGCCACCACCAACACCACCACGCAUCAGAUGAAAAAUUAUCACCAUCAUAGAACAUAUUUUUGACUGACAAAAAAAAAUAAAUAAUAAAAUUAAUAAUAUUGACUGAAUUUGGAAAUAUAAAACAAAAUGAAAAAAGGGAAGAAAA
Molecule: messenger RNA, 2313 nt
Organism: Trichobilharzia szidati
Lineage: Eukaryota; Metazoa; Platyhelminthes; Trematoda; Strigeidida; Schistosomatidae
Source: the annotation of a GenBank genome assembly